GAAGGGGAAAAUCCCACGGGUCGGAAGUUCGCCUAGUCGCCUACCGUGCCACAAGGACGAAGAAUUCCACGCAUGGUGGGUUCGCCCCGCCUGCGCACUCGCCCAUGUCUCACGCGCCGCACCGCGGAAGAGGACGCGCCGAUUAGUCCUCCUAUUUAGGCACCGUCUUUUGUCCCCGUCCGCGCCGAACCGAUGCACCAUGAGCUCCCCCAUGGUGCGCCGCGCAAUCGUCUUGUCACUAUUAUUCGCCGGCCUCGGUUUCUUGCCCUACUGCCGUGGCGCCGCGGAGGCGCCGGCCUACGUCACCGUCUCCGCCGCCAGCUUUACGCCGGGCUCAACGUGCAACGCCCCCGAUGACCGAGUUGGGCCACAGCGCAACGGCACGUCGGCCGUGCUGCGGCUGACGCACCGGCACGGGCCGUGCGCCCCCUCGCGGACGUCCUCGCUGGCGACCCCGUCGGUCGCUGACACACUGCGCGCGGACCAGCGGCGCGCGGAGUACAUACUAAGGAGGGUGUCGGGUGCCGGCGGGCAGCAGCUGUGGGGUUCCAAGGCGGCGGCGACGGUGCCGGCGAACUGGGGGUACAACAUCGGCUCGCUGAACUACGUGGUGACGGUGAGCCUCGGCACGCCGGGCGUGACGCAGACGCUGGAAGUGGACACCGGCAGCGACCUGUCGUGGGUGCAGUGCAAGCCAUGCGCCGCGUCGUCGUGCUACAGCCAGAAGGACCCACUCUUCGACCCCACCCAGACGUCGUCCUACGCCGCCGUGCCGUGUGGCGGGUCCGCGUGCGCCGGGCUGGGCAUCUACGCGGACGGCUGCUCGGGGGCGCAGUGCGGGUACGUGAUCAGCUACGGCGACGGGUCCAACACCACGGGCGUGUACAGCUCCGAUACGCUGACGCUGACGGCAAAGGACGCGGUGGAGGGGUUCUUCUUCGGCUGCGGCCACGCGCAGAACGGGCUGUUCAGCGGCAUCGACGGGCUCCUCGGCCUCGGUCGCCAGGAGCUGUCGCUGGUGGAGCAGACGGCGGGCACCUACGGCGGGGUCUUCUCGUACUGCCUCCCGACGACGCCGACUAGCACGGGUUAUCUGACGCUGGGCAGGCCGAGCGGCGCGCCGGGCUUCUCCACGACGCAGCUGCUGUCGUCGCCGAGCGCGCCGACGUACUACAUCGUGAUGCUGACGGGCAUCAGCGUCGGCGGGCAGCAGCUGAGCGUGCCGGCUUCCGUGUUCGCGGGGGGCACGGUGGUGGACUCCGGCACCGUCAUCACGCGCCUUCCCCCCACGGCCUACGCCGCGCUGCGGUCCGCGUUCAGCAGCGGCAUGGCGUCGUACGGGUACCCGGCCGCGCCGCCGAACGGGAUCCUGGACACGUGCUACAACUUCACCGGGUACGGCAGCGCGACGCUGCCGACCGUGGCGCUCGCGUUCAGCGGCGGCGCGACCGUGACGCUGGGCGCCGACGGGAUCCUGUCGUUCGGGUGCCUCGCGUUCGCUGCCAGCAGCGGCGGCGACGGCGGUAUGGCCAUCCUCGGGAACGUGCAGCAGCGCUCGUUCGAGGUGCGCAUCGACGGCGUCUCCGUCGGGUUCAAGCCCAGCUCCUGCUGAUCCAUUCAUCGCUUAACUGGUGACGUACAGGAUGGUAUAGAAGAUACGUACAUACAUAGUAUACAUGACAGCAUCAUACACGGUUGUGUAUAAAGUUCUUUUGUUGGUGGAAUAAAGUGGCUAACCAGAGACGUGCACGUGUUGACACCUGACACGUUCCAUUUGAUUC
Phragmites australis (common reed) is the source of this 1781-nucleotide messenger RNA. Its product is annotated as aspartyl protease family protein At5g10770-like. Bases 200 to 1612 code for a protein of 470 amino acids. The record is from RefSeq and is a predicted model, not a curated record. Gene Ontology annotation, biological process: proteolysis. Gene Ontology annotation, molecular function: aspartic-type endopeptidase activity. The transcript is spliced from 2 exons. Lineage: Eukaryota; Viridiplantae; Streptophyta; Magnoliopsida; Poales; Poaceae.